UGGCGACUUGGUAACGGCUGUCUUCACGGAAAGCGGGCUAUUCCCCUUGCUGUGCGUCUGCCCGUUUAACCUCCGCACGCGCACAUAUCGUCUGCUCCUGGGUGAGCUUUUUUUUUAGGUUUUUUUUUUCAGCUCCAUCAACGAAACUGGGAAUAAUUUUUAGAUUAGCUGCCACCCCAUUUCAAGGCUCGAACAAACUCAUACUUCGACCUACUUGGAAAUCUACUCAAUCAAUUAUUCGUGUGGCUCCUUUUGAAACAGUUAAACAAAGGGACACACAAAAAAAAAGUUCUUUUUAUGGUUUGUUUUAGAGGGACUUUAGGUUUAAGUAGUGAAUUUAAUAGUUAACAAUGUGCAAUCCUUUUUGAUACCAACACAAAAUCUUAUGUGCGCAAGUUUCAAAUUUUUGAAACUUAGUUUAAAAAUUUCUUUUUAACAUAGAAAAAACAACAACGAUUCCACUGGAUUAAAUUGUAUGUGAUUUUUUUGUUUGACUGGUUCAGACAAUAAAACCAGAACAAUAAAGAAACAAAGAAACUGCAGUUCUUGAUGUCAUCAUGGAAAUUGGAUUCUGUGGAUUGAAUUUAAUCCCUAUUAAUGUAGCCUGCUAACAUAAGUUAAUUUAAACAUUCUGUGAAUAAAUUUAAGGUAAUACUUAUUACAUAAUUAUAACGGCUUUUUCCCAUUUUGAAAACUUGAAGACAAAUAGCCUUGAGAGUAUUUCAAAAACUAUAUCAGGUGUUGAAGGUUGUGCCUUUUGAUUACAAAGUAACCAACAGAAAUCUGAUUUAAGCUCACAUUGGAUCGCCUAUACAAAUAUAGUCCUAAACAGAACAACAAGGCUGUGUGCACGGAGAGCAAGAAACAUUUCUUAAGAAAACCCAAGCUACAUUGAAACAAAAUAGUUUGAGGAUCACUGGGUGGUAAGAGCAGAAAUGGCCUACAGUUUUCAAGUGACCACAACCGGACUGUCAGGUCUGACCGAUGCCAUAGCGCCAUCAAACAGAACGAAUCACUCCCAGCCAGAUACAUUUGACUCAUUCGCUUACAAGGUUCUCGUCCCUGCCGUCUGGUCCAUUAUAGUUUUAAUUGGCGUCCUUGGCAACAUCAUCGUUGUCUUUACCAUGUGUAAACAUGGCGGCCGAACUAUGUCUAGGUCGGCUACCAACUGUUACAUUAUCAACGUUGCUUUAGCAGACUUGGCCUUCAUCGUCAUUGUGGUCCCUAUCACCACCGCAGCGUUUGUGACUGAGAGUUGGCAGCACGGGGAGGCCAUGUGUAAAUUUAACCAGUAUAUCUCUUAUGUGACUUUGUUGUCCACUUGUUUAACAUUGACAGCUAUGACCAUUGACCGCUACUUUGCCAUAGUUCAUCCCAUCAAAUCCAUGAAAAGUCGGACACCCAGAGUAGCGGUCAUUAUAUGUAUAGUCAUCUGGUUCGCCUCUUCAGUCGUGUGUUCUCCUUACCUGGUCAUCCCAGAGCUUCGCCAGGAGAACGGCUCAGGGAUAGUUAUACUUGUGUGUACUCUGGUCUGUUCCAAGUCUGCCCAGAAGGCGCUAACCAUCGUGGUGGUAUUGGUCACGUAUGUCGUUCCCCUCACGGUCAUCAUAGUCAGCUACAGCCUCAUCCUCAAGUACCUCUGGAGGCAUAAGAUUUCAGUACGCAGAGAUUUUAAUCAGAAUUCGGAGUCAAGUGAACCAGUAAUGGGUGGCGGCACAACCAUGGCCCGCAGGAGAAAGAAAGUUGCCAAGAUGGUGGCAGCUGUGGCCAUCCUAUUCGCCAUUACCUGGCUGCCCAUUCACCUGUUCAACCUGGUCUACGUGCUGAUGGAUGAAAGCUUUCCGAAGAGCAAACCCAUGUACGACUUGAAAAUCUUCGCCCACACCCUGUCGUACACCAGCAGUUGCGUCAACCCUUUUAUCUACACCAUCAUGGGAGACGGCUUCCGCAGGGCCUUCCGAGAGUCGAUCCCCAUCUGUCGAGGCUCGCCGUCCAGCUACCAAAGGCCAAGUUACCCUCGGAGAAGUGGGAGCACUAUUGAGACGAAGUUUAACGGCGAGUGAAAGUGGGUCACACCAGGCGUCAGAGCACAACUUGAAAGUCUUCAAACCAGUUUUUCUUGGUUACCUUGGAUUACUUUAUCACAGUGACAGAAAGCUUUAACAGUAGUAAGCUAUCUUAAUGCUGGCGUUGUGUGGAAUAACGGCAUGGUGUAACCAAAAUGGAACGGGAAUUUAAAGUGGGCGACUUGUUUUGAAGAUGGUUACUGUGGUUACUUAAUUAUCAAAUAAUGUGACUAACGAAAAAAACGGUUUGUUUUAAUUUCAACGGUUGUUUACAACACGGCCCUUUGUUUCUGUGAUGGCCUUUGCUUACGAGAUUUGGAUGAAUCUCAUUUGUCCACGAUUGCUCUUUUGUAACAUUGAUGUCAGCGUACUCCUGCUAGAGCUCGAGCUGGCGGUAAAAACAUUUAAAUAACCAGCCUCGUCCACACUGGACAGAAUCUCAUACGAACAUACAUUGUCAGUAGGUAAAAGCGUACACAUUUUGUCUAGAGUGAUUACCCAGUCAAUACCCAACUGUAUGUGGGAGACGCCUAAGACUGACACAUGAGCACGAGUGUUAAUUAUUUUCACUUGUAAAUUCUAAGAGAAAUGAAACGAAAAUGGAUUUACAUGUACAGUCUGUAGCAGUUCAUUUCUAUCUUUAUGUUUAUUUUGUCAAGGAUAGAAAGUAUUUUCUAUGUACGUAAUUAUGUCAGUAACAUACUAAAUGUACCACAUUCCUCUAUAUCUCAUUGUGCCUGCUAUUCAUCUAUUUUAUCAUCAUACACUUAAAAUAAUGAAUGUAAUAAAAUAUAACAUUUCUUUUACAAGUACAAUAUGUUGAAGGCAGCACUUAACAAACACCCAAACCAAGACAGAAGACAUAUAGCAACUAGAACAGAACCUGUAGAAAAUACAAGCAUUUCAGAAACAAGAAAUCUAAACAUUUCUGGCGUUAUAGGAAAAUAUGUUUACAUUUUGGUCGUCAGUUUUCUAGUUGCUAACAACAAACUCCUGGCUUGUUUCCUUUCACGGACUAAAUGUCGUUGUCCUCUAAUGAGCGAGCGUUUUAAGUUUGUAUUUGAAAAUUGAUAAGUCAAGGGAAGUGAUGAGCACUGAGACGUGAAUAACAUCAACAGAGUUAUAGCCCAUAGUCACAAUGUAAACUUUGAUCUUAGUAUUCACAUUGUUACAUAGGUCAGGGAUGAGCAGACAUUUUCUACGGAAGGCAGCAUUAAACAAAUUAAUGCUACAAUCUGGCUACAAUGUAUGGGAAUGUUACUUGAACUAUUCUGAAACCUAACAAGCAAUGUAUCUGAUCAAUUACAAUCACGACAUCUUUUGGUUUGAAACUUGUACUCUUACUAAUUCUCAAAGAUGGUUGUGAAGUCUGAUCUUCGCUUUAAAAUGACCAUUAUACUCAAGCCACGAGUAGUAUGGUCUAUAGUUAAUUAACACACACACACACAGUCACAGAUUGUCCAUACUUUCUAAUAACUUACUAAUAAUACUAUGUAUUACAGGAGUUUCAUUAUCACAAUAAUAUAAAAUAAAAUGACCGCUUUUUCCCAGCGCUA
Messenger RNA from Biomphalaria glabrata, 3622 nucleotides. RefSeq names its product kiSS-1 receptor-like. Gene Ontology annotation, biological process: G protein-coupled receptor signaling pathway. The transcript is spliced from 8 exons. Gene Ontology annotation, molecular function: G protein-coupled receptor activity. The coding region runs from base 936 to 2063 and encodes 375 amino acids. NCBI's taxonomy places the organism in Eukaryota, Metazoa, Mollusca, Gastropoda, Planorbidae. The record is from RefSeq and is a predicted model, not a curated record. Gene Ontology annotation, cellular component: membrane.